AUGCGUCACAUUCUCCUACACCCUCAAUUGCGCGCUGCGCUUCCUCGGUCUGCACAUAGAGACCUGCGCAUCCGAUUAUGGGCUCGAUUCAAAUCCCAAGUCCCCCGUCCCUCCCAACGCCAUGAACCUGCUCCGUCGCAAACCAAAGAUUUGAGCGCUGCUUCUGCUCGCUCGACGUCACCCCCAAGCACGCCAGCCAAGACGACGGUUCGGAAGGGUCCCCCGGAGCGCAUAAUGGUCUACUAUGGAGGCACCGGCAGAACAGUGUUUUUGGGAAUGCUGCGGCUUACCACGAUCUUCCUCUUUGGCGCUGCAUGCGUGAUUGUGGCCCCAUCCUGCUACGCAGAUGAAGAAUCAAAAUGGCUUACUCCAUUAGUGGUUAUCGGUGGCGCCGUCCCAAUGAUCGUUGUCGCCUACAUAGCAGCACCCUAUGUAAAUUUCGUCCACCUAGCAUUGCCGGCAUUUGCUAGAAAAUCUCGCGAGAACGCAAUCCACUAUGCCAAGGACCUACCGCCUACCGCAACGUUAUAUCUGACCACAAUGCGCUUUAACACGAUCCCGCGGCAAACUGCUGUCCGCCUGGGUGAUCUUGCUGCAGAGAAAGAUCCCACAAGACCCGUCUCAUUCAAGAAUUUGAGACCUGCACCACGGCCGUGGUGGGCCGGCCGGCCUCCAGCUCAGUACCUUACUGAGCAUCAGAGCCGCCCCACUGGAAAACAAUCCACCGCAUUUUAUCCUGAGUUGUGGCCUGCUAUUUAUCAGAGAAUUCAGGGAACAGCUCCCAGCAAGCGGUUCAACUAG
Molecule: messenger RNA, 801 nt
Organism: Penicillium cinerascens
Lineage: Eukaryota; Fungi; Ascomycota; Eurotiomycetes; Eurotiales; Aspergillaceae
Exons: 3
Coding region: 1-801 (266 amino acids)
Source: RefSeq, a predicted model, not a curated record